Babesia microti strain RI is the source of this 654-nucleotide messenger RNA. RefSeq lists its product as hypothetical. The record is from RefSeq and is a predicted model, not a curated record. The coding region runs from base 1 to 654 and encodes 217 amino acids. NCBI's taxonomy places the organism in Eukaryota, Apicomplexa, Aconoidasida, Piroplasmida, Babesiidae. The transcript has a single exon.
AUGCAUAUCAACUACAAAUUAAUUAUAACCGGGUUAGUAUCCAUCGCAUUGGCUACUUCAAUCACCCUUGCCGUCAUAUACUUGCCUAACCGCUCUUGUCCAGGAAACAAUGGCGUUGGCGGUGGAUCUGGUGAUAAUAACAGUGGCAUAAUUCCAAAUGAUCCACACCCCUGUUGUAACAAUCUUAGACAAAAACCCCAAUACCAAACCAAGCCAGAAAAUGAACUAGUCAAUGAUGAUAGAGAUUUGAACUUUAAUAAGAUCAGAGGUGGCAAGCAAAUCAUCACCUUUACUGUCCCUUCCAUAGAUGAUCUCAAGAAUAAAAGAUUAUCCGACUCUGAAUUCAUUUUAUCAGAAAAGGCAAAUCCAUUGAUUUCCUCCGGCGACAGUAAAAACGUUAUUGUAUUCGAAGUAAAAAACGAUAAUGAGAAGUUAAUGGGUAGUGUUGAAGUUGGUCAAUGGGAAGUUACUAUCACCACAUCAUGCAUCAGACGUAUCGUUAUUUUCGAUUCCAAUGAAGUUUCAGAUAACAUUCCCAUGUAUAUAUAUAUCGUGGACUACUUUGAAGGAGGUAAUAGCACUGUUUCAAAAUUCUUUUUCGCGAAUAAUAGAUGGAACGCUGAUUUCACCAAUCACACACCUAAUGCUGCUUAA